AUGGCCAUCAUCCUGCUCCUCCUACUUGCACCGUCUCUGGCGGCCGCCGACGUGUUCUGCGACAACGUCAAGGCCAUCGCCACCACUCUCUCCAAGAACGCUGCCUCAUCACCGGUACACUUCGCCACCAAGACGUUCGGCGGCGCCCCCAAUGUCGUCUUCGCGCUCGGGCUCUGCCGCGGCGACGUCCUCGACGGCCCCGCCUGCGGUGACUGCAUCGCCAACUGGUUCGGCAAAGCGCUGAACCGGACCAGGUGCGACAAGGCCCGCUCCACCUACGGCGACUGUAUCGUCGUCUACAGCGCCGGCGAUGACAUCCUAGCGGCGCCCUCGAAUACCACGGGAGCGUACGGAGACAACACGCCGCCAUUCCAGCAGUGGAACAUCAAGAACGUCACCACCGGCGACGUACCCCUUGUCGUCGGCCUCGUCCGCGAGCUGCUUGUGGAGACCGCGGAGAAGGCGGCCACCACGGAGCCGAGGCUCUACGCGACCGGCGUCAUGGACAUGGCUAGAGUGACGACCUACCCGAAGGUGUACUCCCAGGCGCAGUGCACGCCGGACCUGUCCGCCGACGACUGCUCGGCGUGCCUGCGCCGUCUCCUCGGCAUGGUCAACUCCACCAUGUCCCUGCGCAUUGGUGGGCAGAUGGCUGUCACGCGGUGCUAUUUUAGGUACGAGGCAUAUCGGUUCUACGACGCCCAGCCCAUGCUGAUUCUGCCGUCGCGGCCACCGCCGACGACUCCGACCAAACGCAGGAGCAUGGUGUGGGUAAUUGCGGUAGUUGCAGUUCCACUAUCGGCAGCAGCAUUUCUCUUCUUCAAUUGUUACUCUCGUCGGCUCAAAAGGCGAAGAAAAGGUAUGCUACCUAAUGACCUAGUGGAACGUUUGAAUUUAGGGAGAGAGGGCCUAGUUUGGCAAGGGAAGAAUUCGGAGUUCUCUUUGUUUCACUUUGAACAGUUAUUGGAGGCCACAAGUUAUUUUUCAGAAGAAAACAAACUUGGACAAGGUGGCUUUGGUGCUGUCUACAAGGGCCAGCUUCCAGAUGGGUUGGAGAUAGCGCUUAAGAGACUUGCUUCACAUUCAGGACAGGGUUUCGCUGAGUUUAAAAAUGAAGUCCAGCUCAUAGCCAAACUCCAGCACACAAAUUUGGUUAGGUUCUUGGGAUGUUGCUCCCAAGAAGAGGAGAAAAUAUUGGUCUACGAAUACUUGCCAAACAAAAGCCUGGACAUCUUCAUCUUUGAUGAGUAUAAAAGAGCUUUACUAGAUUGGACAAAACUGUUAGAAAUAAUUGAAGGAGUAGCACAUGGACUCCUUUACUUACAUAAGCACUCUCGAUUGCUUGUCAUACAUCGAGAUCUUAAACCAAGCAACAUUCUCCUAGACAGCGAAAUGAAUCCAAAAAUUUCAGAUUUCGGGCUAGCAAAAAUAUUCAGCAAAAAUGACACUGAAGGCGACACUACAAGAAGAGUGGUUGGCACAUAUGGUUACAUGGCCCCUGAGUAUGCUUCAAAGGGCGUCUUCUCUAUUAAAUCCGAUGUCUUCAGCUUUGGUGUUGUUAUUUUUGAGAUCCUUAGCGGAAAACAGAAUUCUGGUAACCAACAAUGUGGAGGCUUCGUCAAUCUCCUUGGAUAUGCAUGGCAAUUGUGGGAACAAGGGAAGUGGAUCGAUCUCCUCAAUGCAUCAUUGGUUCCUGAUACUCACUUGGCAAAGUUAAUGAGGUGCAUUAAUAUAGCAUUGUUAUGUGUGCAAGAGAAUGCAGUUGAUCGGCCAACCAUGGGAGAUAUUGUUUCAAUGCUAAGAAGUGAUACUAUGAUCUUGGCUAAGCCUAAGCAGCCAGCAUAUAUCAAUGUAAGGGUGGGAAAUGAAGAGACGUCCAAUGCUCCCGAGUUGUGCAGUAUUAAUGAUAUAACCAUAUCUGCCACAAUUCCUAGAUAG
Triticum dicoccoides is the source of this 1938-nucleotide messenger RNA. Its product is annotated as putative receptor-like protein kinase At4g00960. Lineage: Eukaryota; Viridiplantae; Streptophyta; Magnoliopsida; Poales; Poaceae. Gene Ontology annotation, cellular component: plasma membrane. The record is from RefSeq and is a predicted model, not a curated record. Bases 1 to 1938 code for a protein of 645 amino acids. The transcript is spliced from 6 exons. Gene Ontology annotation, biological process: protein phosphorylation. Gene Ontology annotation, molecular function: ATP binding; protein serine/threonine kinase activity.